UUAAACGGUGAUUGUGGGCGGGGCUUAGAGCAUCUUUGAGGGCGGAUCUAACACAGUGAGGACGCGUGGUUGAAUAUUUGAAUUCAGUUAACAAGUUGUUAAGAUAUUAGUCAUCUAAUACAGCACAACAGAGGCAGGGAGCACUACUGUAACACUGUAUAUAUCUCCUGUUCUGGUGCAAUAGAGUGUUAAGUUUGUAUAUGUGUAAUAUUAGCUUGUAUUAGCUGCUAACUUUAGCUACACUUUGAGGAGAGAUCUCUGCAACUUGCAAUGAAAGCAGGCGUCCACUGCCGUUGUUCCAAAUGCUACUCGAUUCCGGCUCGGAAGCGGGUCCGUAAGCGAAUACCAGCCCUGACCCUGCUGUCUCUACCCGAGGAAGUCCUCCUCUGUGUGCUCCAGUGCCUUUCUGCUGAGGAUCUGCUGUCUGUCAGAGCUGUUCACUCCCAGCUGCGGGACAUUGUUGACAACCACUCCAGUGUAUGGGCCAGGGUCAGCUUCAGGGACACGUGGCCAUCUCCCAACUCCUUAUGGCUAUUUGAAAGAGCUGCUGAGAAAGGGAAUUUUGAAGCUGCCGUGAAGCUAGGGAUCGCUUAUUUGUACAAUGAAGGACCGUUGUUGAGCGACGAGGGGCGAGCGGACGUGUGCGGUCGCAAGGCCUCCCACUUCUUCAGCCUGGCAGAGAGCCUGCACUCUCCCACGACGGAUCCCUUCAUCUGGGUGUUCAUCCGUCCGCCGUGGUCGCCCACCGGCAGCUGCUGUAAAGCCGUGGUGUUCGACCGCCUCAAGGCUGAGUGCGACAACAAUGCGGAGAAGAGAGGACCCUUGUUGCACUGUUUGGCCAGAGUUUUGCAGCUGUUUGAAGGUGACGAAAGACGCUCGGACGCCAUAUCUAUGUUGGAGGACUCGUCGCAGGCUGGCUGUCUACAGAGCUCCUACAUGUUGUGGGAACACAACCGGAAAGCAGCUAUGGCAGAUCCAGGCAGGUACCUCCAGUGUAUCCGAACCCUCAGGGACUAUGCUGGCAAAGGAUGCUGGGAGGCACAGCUCUCGCUGGCUAAAGUGUGCAGCAAUGGGAAUCCGCUGGGUCUGGAGUCAAAAGCCUGCUCUGAUCUGGUGGCUCAGCUCUUCAGUAUCUCUAAUCCGGCAUCACGACACUGCGUUCAGGGCCUCCUGAGACGAGGCAUCAAGGACACCAUGAGGUACAUCCUGGUGGACUGGCUGGUGGAGGUGACCACCAUGAAGGAUUUCUCCAGCCUGACGCUGCAUGUGACCGUGGGUUGUGUGGACCGUUACUUGGCCCUGCGCUCUGUCCCCAAGGCUCGCCUCCAGUUAUUGGGAAUCGCCUGCAUGGUGGUUUGCACACGCUAUAUCAGUAAAGAAAUCCUGACCAUACGUGAAGCUGUCUGGCUCACAGACAACACCUACAAAUAUGAGGACCUGGUUCGAAUGAUGGGGGAGGUUGUCUCCGUGCUGCAGGGAAAGAUCAAGAGCCCCACACUGCUGGACUACGGGGAGGUGCUGCUGUAUCUGCUCCCUCUGGAGAGGCGGACCACUCACCUAUUCAGCUACAUCUGCGAGCUGUCGCUGCUCUACUCUGCUCUCGCCACACCGCCGCCUUCCAAACUGGCUUGCGCUGCACUACUGCUUACGCGAGCACUACAUCACUAUGCUCCCGUCUGGCCCAGCCAGUUAGUUGACUACACAGGCUUCUCCAAGCAAGACCUCGCCUCCCUUGCUGUGCUGCUCUAUGUCAAGUGUUUCAGUCAAGAUGUUCCCAAAGAUUACAGGCAUGUGUCUCUCACUGGCGUUAAGCAACGGUUUGAAGAUGACGCCUACCAGCACAUCAGCAAAGAAAAGGUGAUGGAUUUUAAAGAGCUGUGUCAGAUCUUGGAGAUUCCUGAGGUGGAGCCUCAGAUGGAGCCUCCCAGUCCCACUGGUCAACCAGGAGACAUCCACACCUUCCUCGCCUCUCCAUCCAGCACCAACAAGAGGAGACGCGACGAUGCCAUGCAGGCCCACAGAGCCGGCUUUGUAGCCACGCCCACUGCCGAGCUGUCCAAUCAGGAGGAGACGCUGCUGGGCGACAUCCUGGACUGGAGCCUGGACACUUCCUGUUCCGGUUACGAGGGCGACCGGGAGGAGGAGAGCGAGGGAGAGAGAGACAGCGAUUCUUCCAUGAUAUCCAUCGAACUGCACUCGCUGACUGAUGCGGACGAAAGACUAGAGCACUGCAGAGCCUUGUCCAGCGAUGAAGACAGCUUCUCUGAAGUGGAAAAAGAGGCGAGCAAGGAUUGCCAAGACCAGGAACCCUUUUCUACAGACCUUCACAGCUCAGGGUACUCCUCUGUCCAGAGCAUCAGCCCCUCGUCCACAUGCUCCUCCUCCUCCUCCUCCUCUUCCUCCCUCAUGCCUUGCACAUUCAAGACCAUUACCACUUCCCUGGGCGCGGCCAACGCCCAGCCGGGCUUCCGCCUUUUGGUGCCCAUGCAGAGGCCCCGGGGCCCCUCCAGCAAACAGGUGAAGAGGAAGAACUCGGCAGCUCACAGUGGAGGCGAGGUGGAAAAAGUAGAGGAAGAGGACGGAGACGACGAGUAUUCUACCAACGCGGGGUUCCUGAGCCUAUAGACGGAGGUUGUUCAGAGACCCCCCGCUCAGAUAUUAUCCUCCAGCACUUUUUUUUUUCAUCCUCUCGACGCUGUUCCUCACUCCCGUCUGUCUGCACUGAGCCGUUAAUUGCCAGAAGAUCAAGAGACUUUCAAGUAAGGGAAAAAAAACAACAAAUGAAUUACCUAGAAACUCUACUGCAUUACAUUUCAUUUACACGUUUACAGGCACGGCACAAUAAAAUACCUCCCAUAAAAGAAGACUCACAGUCAGCUCUGAAACCACUGGAACACGACUUUUCCUCAGGACACUUUCUGUUGUUUUACAGCCUUCUACAACAACAGAUAGUUGUAAAAGAAAUAAAACCUCAUGGGCUUGUUUUUUGGGAGGGGAAAAAAAGUGUUCAUUGUUAAACUCAUAUUGUCGGAAAACCUUAAAACAUAGCUGUCAUGUUAUUGUGAUUGUUUUGGUUAUCAUAGUUUCUGAUACGCACUGUCUAUACAAGACUCAGUCUUGUAUUUGGUGACUACUGUCAUCUAGUUGAUGGAAAUGUCUGCAUCUGAAGCCUAAAAAAUGAUUGUAUGAAUUAUUUUUGUUCAGUUUUUGUCCUUACUUCUACGUGUGUUUGCCAAAGGUACUGUGGCGGUGUCAUUUGUGUUUUCAGGGGCAUCUACUUCAAUAGAAACAGCUGUGAAAUGAGUCUUUUAGUAGUCUGCAUCUUCUAGAGUCCUCUAGAGUACAUGAACACCAGUUGUGCUGUUUUGAUCAAUAUUACAUAAAAGACCUAUAGCACACUAAUCCCAUCAGGAACAGCAGAUGUUUGCUGUUAUAUCGACACACUAUUUGUUCAAUAAGGUGUGCACAUAAUAGAAUUAACCAACAAUCGUCAGCUCAAUGAGAAUCGUUCAAACCUCAUUAAGAUGUUUAGUGCUGCACAGUCGUUAAUUCUUCUGCAACAUGCUGAUAAGUAUUAUACUAAACCCACAUUUCCUCCCAUCUGAAUUAGAUCCAGCACUUUUAUCAUCACAGAAGGAAGCGUGAUUCACUGAAAUAAUUUCCCCGCUUGAACAAUCAAUACUAAAGUAUUUUUGAAUGGAUUUUGUUUUGCCUUCAUGGAGCGAAAGGGAAGUUCAGACACUAACGGAAAAUUAUUACCUGAUGGGGUUUUUGAAAGUACUGUAUGCCUCAUGUCUAAAAAGUCUGUGACUGACUAUAAAUGCAUUUUAAACUGUUACGCCAGACUGGUUAUAACCUGUGUUUUUUAUAAAUGUACAUAGUACUAUAUGUAUAAAUGCAGAAAAGACAAAGAAAAUGCCACAACUACUUGAAAUUGUUUUUGCUUCAUUCCAAAAAGGCAGUUUUCUUUGUGUUUUUUUUUACAGUAGUUUUAUCUCAUUAAACUUGAUGUGAAUAUGUAAUUUUGUAUUGAGUUAAAAUAAAAACAAGCCAUCAUGCAA
Messenger RNA from Sebastes umbrosus (honeycomb rockfish), 4061 nucleotides. It is a transcript of the gene ccnf, whose product is annotated as cyclin F. Gene Ontology annotation, biological process: mitotic cell cycle phase transition; regulation of cyclin-dependent protein serine/threonine kinase activity. Gene Ontology annotation, molecular function: cyclin-dependent protein serine/threonine kinase regulator activity; protein binding. The record is from RefSeq and is a predicted model, not a curated record. Bases 271 to 2625 code for a protein of 784 amino acids. The transcript is spliced from 17 exons. Gene Ontology annotation, cellular component: cyclin-dependent protein kinase holoenzyme complex; cytoplasm; nucleus. NCBI's taxonomy places the organism in Eukaryota, Metazoa, Chordata, Actinopteri, Perciformes, Sebastidae.